This is a messenger RNA of Acanthosepion pharaonis, 639 nucleotides long. The record is from the annotation of a GenBank genome assembly. Lineage: Eukaryota; Metazoa; Mollusca; Cephalopoda; Sepiida; Sepiidae.
AUGAUUCUUUUCUCUUCUUUUUUUUUUUAUUUAUUUCCUUUCUUUUUCUUCUUUGCAUUUCUCUUGCUUUUUUCUUUCUGUUUUGUUAUAUUUUUUCAUGUUUUUUUUUCUUAUGCUUGUACAUUGUUUCUUUUCUUUUUUCAUUUUCCUUCACUUCUCUAUUGUUUUUUCUCAUCGUUUACUUUCUUUUUUCUUUCUGUUUCUUUCCAUUACUUCUUUAUUUUUUCGUCAUUUUUCCUCGAUUAUGAACAAUUUUUUUUUUUUCUUUUCUUUUUUCUUUUAAUUCCUUCUUUUUUUUUCUUGUUCGCCGUUUUUUUUUCCUAUGUACGUACAUUAUUUCGCUUCUUUUUCUUUCUUUUUUCCUUUACGUCUAUAUUAUUUCUUCUUCAAUUUCUUUUUCGUCGUCUACGUACAUUUUUUUCUUUUCCUUCUUUUUUCUCUGUCUCUUUCCCUUUACUUCUCUAUCUUUCUUCUUCGCCGUCUUUUUCGUUGUCUUUGGACAUUGUUUCUUUUCGUUUUCUUUCUUUUUUUCCCAUUACUUUACUUUUUUCUUCACCUUUUUUCCUUAUCUAUCUGCAUUGUUUCCUUUCUUUCUUUCUUUUUUCUUUACUACACCAAACGAGGGAAAAACAAAAGUAA